GCGUGGGGGCUGGAGAGAGAAGGAAGAAGGAAGGGGCGAACGGCGCGAGCAGGCGCCGUAAAGGGAAAAAGUGAGAGGGGAGGGGGCGCCGGGAGAGCACCCGGCAGCGAGCGGGCCCUGGGCGGGGGCGCCAGGAGCAGGCACGGAUGGCGGGCCCCACGCGGGGAUCCGGCUGGAAAAGAGCGUAGAGCGGCUCGCACGAGUCCGAGGCCGAUGUACCAGGUGAGCGGCCAGCGGUCCUCUCGCUGCGACGCACCCCAUGGAGCCCCCAGCGCAGCCCCGGGCCCAGCCCAGACCCUAUCCCUCCUUCCUGGGCUGGAGGUAGUAACAGGAUCCACUCACCCUGAGGAGGCAGCGCCAGAGGAGGGCUCUCUGGAGGAGGCGGCAACCCCCAUGCCCCAAGGCAAUGGCCCUGGGGUCUCCCAGGCCUUGGACAGCACUGACCUCGAUGUCCCCACAGAAGCUGUGACAUGUCAGCCUCAGGGGAACCCCUUGGGCUGCACCCCACUACUGCCGAAUGGCUCUGGCCACCCCUCAGAGCUGGGCAGCACCAGACAGGCGGGGAAUGGUGCCCUGAGUGGCCCCAAGGCCCAUCGAAAGUUGCAGACACACGCAUCUCUUGCCAGCCAGGGCAGCAAGAAGAGUAAGAGCAGCACCAAAUCCACCGCCUCCCAGAUCCCCCUCCAGGCACAGGAAGACUGCUGUGUCCACUGCAUCCUGUCCUGCCUGUUCUGCGAGUUCCUGACGCUGUGCAACAUUGUCCUGGACUGCGCCACCUGCGGCUCCUGCAGCUCAGAGGACUCGUGCCUCUGCUGCUGCUGCUGCGGCUCCGGCGAGUGUGCUGACUGCGACCUGCCCUGCGACCUGGACUGUGGCAUCCUGGACGCCUGCUGCGAGUCCGCAGACUGCCUGGAGAUCUGCAUGGAGUGCUGUGGGCUCUGCUUCUCCUCCUGAGCCUCUGUCGGGGACCGGGCCAGCCGGGCACCCCUGCGGAUUCCAGCAGGGUCCCCUGAUUGGGGCCAGGCCUAGGACUGUCACACAAGGCUUCUGAAGGCCCCUUGUCUCUGGUCCUCUCUCACCCACCUAUGUCCUCUCAGAACCCCAGCCUUGAAAAUGGUGGGGGCGUGCUCAGAGGGGCUGUUUCAGCUGUGGGUGGUGGGCCCACGGCAGAGAAGCCUGAACUCUUUAGUGGGUUACCAGGGACACACAUCACCAAAGACCUGGUGGGACAACCUAAGGGCAGGGCUGGGGUGGGGGCUGCAGGGGGCCAGCCAGGGCUACAGAACACUGUGAAAGUUACCUGGGGAGGGUGGGUCGGUGGGGCCGUGGCUCUCUACCUCUCCCUGCUCCUGGCGCCCGCCUCUCUGCACCACCUCGGGCUUAGAGGACAGCAAAUGUGAAAAGAGACGCCCCACCCUCCCUCAGCCAGCCAUCUCCAGUCUCCUAUCCUAGGCUUUUGUGGGGGCCUAACCCGUGCAGUGACCCCAGAAAGCAGGGCUAGGCAAGGCCUUUGGGUAGGGUGGGAGGGGGAACAGUAUGGAAAAGACUGGAAUGGGAAAGGGAGGGAAGGGAGGGAGGGUCUGUUCUAUUUGUUGUUGUAAAUAAAGAUAUUUGUCCGUCUCAG
This is a messenger RNA of Sapajus apella (tufted capuchin), 1624 nucleotides long. RefSeq names its product MyoD family inhibitor (gene MDFI). The record is from RefSeq and is a predicted model, not a curated record. Lineage: Eukaryota; Metazoa; Chordata; Mammalia; Primates; Cebidae. The transcript is spliced from 5 exons. The coding region runs from base 214 to 954 and encodes 246 amino acids.